UGGAAGAGAAACAUUAUAAAAUCAGACAUAUUUCGAGUUCCAUAUAUAUAUAUAUCUUUUUGUUUCCAGAACAACAAUCUCUACGAUGAGGACGAACGCGAUAUCAAAGUUGUUUCUGGUGGUCGUAUUGGGGCAACUACUGGUUUCUCCACUGCCUCCAUGCCAUGGUCGCGGGGAUCCUUUCUUGAAGUGUUGGCAACGUUGCAUGAAGCAUUGUAAUGCUGGAGCAGAUAUAUGUGUGGGUAUGUGCGGUGAUCAAUGCCAAUCCUCUUCAGCUUUCAAAGAUCAGUUUGGGAGAAGAACAUCCCGACCCAUAUAAGAAAAAUUGAGCCAAACUAUACUUAUGUGAAAGGCCAAACACGGCAUCCAAUAAUGAUCAUCCU
Linum tenue is the source of this 383-nucleotide messenger RNA. NCBI's taxonomy places the organism in Eukaryota, Viridiplantae, Streptophyta, Magnoliopsida, Malpighiales, Linaceae. The record is from the annotation of a GenBank genome assembly.